This is a messenger RNA of Penicillium psychrosexuale, 1500 nucleotides long. RefSeq names its product sugar porter family MFS transporter. Gene Ontology annotation, biological process: carbohydrate transport; transmembrane transport. The record is from RefSeq and is a predicted model, not a curated record. Gene Ontology annotation, cellular component: membrane. The coding region runs from base 1 to 1500 and encodes 499 amino acids. Gene Ontology annotation, molecular function: carbohydrate:proton symporter activity. Lineage: Eukaryota; Fungi; Ascomycota; Eurotiomycetes; Eurotiales; Aspergillaceae. The transcript has 7 exons.
AUGCAUCUCUCGCCAUCAUGGUACCAGUUCCUGGUCGGCGUCUUUGCCUCUCUUGGAUCAUUCCUUUAUGGAUAUGAUCUGGGUGUAAUCGCCGAGGUGCUUGUCUGCCAAUCAUUUAAAGCCAAAUUCGAGGCAGAUGAUACCCAAACAGGAUUAGUCGUGUCUUUAUUCACGGCUGGCGCAUGCAUCGGUGCCGGACUUGCGGGCGUCAGUGGUGAUCAUUUAGGUAGACGACGGACCAUCUCACUGGGAUGUUUUAUCUUCACUCUCGGGGGUGGUCUUCAAACCGGUGCGAGGACAAUUGCCUAUCUAUAUAGCGGACGAUUCCUAGCCGGGUUAGGUGUCGGUUUCCUCACAAUGAUGAUUCCUCUCUACCAAGCCGAGAUCUGUCACCCCAGCAUCCGUGGUCGAGUUACGGCCUUGCAGCAGUUCAUGCUCGGUAUUGGAGCGCUCUGCGCUACAUGGAUUGGUUAUGGAACAUACACCGGCUUUGCAGAGGAUAACAAUGCGCAAUGGCAACUGCCUCUCGGUUUGCAAAUUGCCCCUGCGGUAUUCUUGGGUCUUUUGAUCUCUUUCUUCCCUGAGUCGCCUCGCUGGCUUAUUGACCACAACCGCACCGAAGAGGGAUUGCGCACAUUGGCCAAGCUGCAUGCGCAUGGUAACGAAAACGAUGCUUGGGUCCAGGCAGAAUUCGCUCAAAUUCAGGAGAGCAUCACGUUUGAGCAUGAGAACGAGGCGAAGUCAUAUGUCGAGUUGUUGACCAAUCGCUCCUCGUUCCGUCGGUUGUUCCUCUGCUGUGCAUUGCAAGCCUCAGUCCAGAUGACCGGUGUAUCCGCCAUUCAAUACUACUCACCUCAGAUUUAUGGUCAAAUCGGUAUCUCCAACGAAGACACCCUCAAGUACCAGGCAAUCAACUCUAUCAUCGCAUUGGUCGGCCAGUUCCUGUGCAUGAUGUUCAUUGAUCGCUUCGGCCGUCGCUGGACUCUGAUCAGCGGCAACCUCGGCAACAUGGUGACCUUCAUCGUUGCAACUAUCCUACUCGCAAAGUUCCCUCCAUCGACCAACAACAACGGCGCGCAUUGGGGUUUCAUCAUCAUGACUUGGCUGUACAAUUUCUCCUUCUCCGCAACCUGUGGUCCUUUGUCCUGGAUUAUUCCAGCCGAAGUAUUCGACACUCGCACACGUGCCAAAGGUGUCUCGAUUGCUACCAUGCUUUCGUUUGCUUUCAACACGAUGAUCGGGCAGGUCACGCCUAUUGCAAUGACGAACAUUGGCUAUCGCUACUAUUUCGUAUUUGUCAUCUGCAACUUCACCAAUGCGGUCUUCUUCUGGCUCUUGCUUCCAGAGACUAAGCGCGUUCCUCUCGAGGAAAUGAACCAGAUGUUCACGAAUGCGCCAUGGAUCGUGCCCGGAAGUCGCAAAGAAGACUAUAUGACUCAUGACCUGGAGCGGAAGGUUGAGGAGCAGGAAGUGAAGCAUAAUGCGUUGCAUGUUGACUAG